GGGCGGGCGUUGCGCGUGCGCACUCGGUCUCGGCGGAAAAUGGCGCGAAGCGGCGGAGCGGAGUUUUCCGCCGUCGAGUUCGAGGAAACGAAACGGACUUUUCAAAGAAACAUCAACCAGGAGCUGGAGGAAGCUGUAAUACUAAUGAGUGAGCUGAACAAGAACCUCUCCUACUGGGCUGAGAAGACUGGGGAAAUUGAGAAAAUGGCCAAGGUGUGGAAUAUGUUUCAGAAUAGACUGGCAACCCUCAAGAGCACAGUGACAACUGUAACCGAGCAGUCAGAGUUUCCUCAGACUUGAGGUACUUGCGAUUGUACUGAAGAACUAUGAUUGCGACUUGAAGGAUUGAUACGGGAAACAUUUUUUGAAACAGUGAAAUAGAGAAAAUAAUAUGCCCUCAAUUUUCCUUCCCUUUCGUCAUCUUAGAGUAAAUUUUGGGUUUGUUAACAUGAUGAAUAUCGAUGCAGUUCGAUGGUAUGGUUGGUGUUUUGGGCAGCAGGUAGUCCCAGAUUAAACACUGAGUUAAAA
This is a messenger RNA of Hemiscyllium ocellatum (epaulette shark), 528 nucleotides long. RefSeq lists its product as uncharacterized. Bases 40 to 300 code for a protein of 86 amino acids. Lineage: Eukaryota; Metazoa; Chordata; Chondrichthyes; Orectolobiformes; Hemiscylliidae. The record is from RefSeq and is a predicted model, not a curated record. The transcript has 3 exons.